GACAGGGAGGGUAACCAACAGGCAAGCGUCAGACGGAGCCAGUGAGAAUUAGAGAGAACACCAGGCUGCAGAACAGUGUGUGUGUCAGCUCGUGUGUGUGUGUGUGUGUGUGUGUGCGUGUGUGAGAGGGGAGGGAAACGACGGAAGACAGUCGGAGCGAUAGAGCGAUAGAGUAAUAGAGUAACAGAGCCAUAGCGAUAAGUAGAAAGAUGGAGGUGCAGUCGGAAUGCCUGGAACCUCCUCCACCUCCCCCCCCUGUACCCCCGUGCGACCCCCAGCCGCCAGGGAAGAUCAACAAAGCAGCCUUCAAGCUGUUUGGGAAACGACGCUCCGGCUCGGGAAUGGCCAGAUUCUUCUCCUUCAGGAACAAAGGGGCCAAUGGGAACGGGAAUGCCGAGAACGGGAAUGCUGAGAACGGGAAUUCAGUGAACGGGAAUUCAGCGGGAGCGGCUAAUGAGCUCGUCAGGAGUAAAACACAUGACGGACUAACAAGCUUGGACCCUGAGAGACAAAAAGGGGAGGAGUCUGGAAUGUUGGAGGUGGGACAGGUGAGGUCUCUCAGCAAAUCACUCAGUUUUUUUUCACUGCUCAGACGAGGAAGUAUGAGAGCCAAUGAUACUUCAGGUCUUGGGAGAAGGGGGAGGGGUUUGAAAGGCUUCUUCAGUAGUAUGAGGUGGCGGCGGAAGGAGAGAGUGACGGAGGGAGAGGUGAAGGUGAUAGAGGGGAAGGAGGUGAGAGAGGGGAAGGAGGUGAGAGAGGGAGAGAUUCCAACUGAGGAAUUGAAAGAUGUCACUCUGGCGCUCAAACCCCAGAUGUGCCAGCCCCAGGAGGAUACCAGGGGCAUGGAGGCAGAACCAAACACUAGACUGUCAGAGGGCUAUCCCACAAACAUCGCCACCACAACACUCACACACUCUACCGGCCCGUCGACAAACCUGUCGGAGACGCUCUACACACCCUCCCCCUCCCCUCUACGCAGCGCCAGGCACUCAAAACCAACCGCGCCGGCUCCGUCGGCAACGCCCCCUUUGGACCAGGGCGGCGACCCUCCCUCCGAACCGUCGGCGGACCGACUCUGCUCCCUCCUCUUCAGCGACGUCACCUCCCUCAAGAGUUUUGAUUCGCUCACAGGGUGUGGUGACAUCAUUGCGGACGCAGAGGAGGAGGGGACUGGAACUGGUGGAGGAGGUGACGGAGGGGCAGGGAGUGCCACCAGCAGUAGCAGCAGUAGUGGCGGAGGUGUGGGGGGGAGACAGGGAGGACUAGUUGUACGAACCUCCCCAACUAGGUCUUCCGUUCCAGUCACCCCUUCCAGCGUCGCCCAAACCCCCGCCUCGGCCCCUGUCCCCCUCCCGGCCAGGGCCCGGCUGAUGGCCUCGCACCCUGCCCCUACCCAGCAGCCCUCCGGGAGCGGUGUGGUUGCCUACAUGGGGGGUGGGGAGGAGAUGGCGAGCCCAGACGGGGUGGACGACGCGGACAUGCAAGGACUCUGGCACAUGCUCCCCUCUGGGGGUGAGAACUCCCCCGCGCUCCCCCGGCCCUGCCCUCACCCCUCUCACCCGGCGCCCGUCAGGGGCACAGAGCGCCGGCCCCCUCAGGUCAAGUCUCUGGGGCUCAGCAAGAUCCCCGUGGUGGGGGGAGGUAGAGGGAGCAGACUUCCGGCACAUGGCGCACGUCAAACCGCGUCGCCCAAUGAGAAGGAGACCAUGGAGGAAAUCCCGCCUCAGCAGGACGUUCCGGCCCUUAGUGACGAAGGCUAUUGGGACACCCCCUCGGCGACCCCCACAGCCACUCCUGACGACGGGCUCCUACGGAACAAGAGGAUUGGCCUGAUGAGUGACAGCUGCUCUGGAGAUGCGCUCUACGAUCUCUACAAUGAGGAACUGGACAAGUCGGAUGAAGAGGAAGACGAUGAUGAAGAUCUGACGAGUACUCCUUCCGCCUCUGCUGGUGACUACAAACUCAGCCCUCCCUCCCAAUGUACUCCUCCUUCCUCUUCCUCCUCUUCAUCCUUCCGCUCCAUGAAAGGAAGCACUAGCCUUCCACGCGAGUCCAAAAUCCCUCUCAGUGUCAGACAGACCACACCCCCUCACUCUGUGAGCCAAUCAGCUCUUUCCUCAGCUCUAAUGGCCAGCCCUCCAUCUGACAAACCCAGCGAAGGCCCUCGCACAGCCCGAACCAGGAUCCCUGUAUCCAAGGUACCAGUUCGUCGCCCUGGGAACAAGCCAGGCAAAGAUACACGAGGGCCUGCUUCCAAGAAGUAAAUCUGGUCCAGACAGACGUGGACAUUUGGUCAAAAAUGGACUGUUGUGUUUGACAUCUCUGGACUUGUAUGUAUGAUAUCACCAGACAUUUGUGUGAUAUCACUGGACUUGUGGUCAGCACCACUGGACUAGUGUAUUGUGAAAGACCAGGUAGCCAAUAGAAGGAGAGUGAUAAGAGCCCCAUACUACAAUCCCAUUGGAAAAUUGAAGUAUUUUGGUAGCAAGAAAAAGUUGAAUAAAGCUACCUACCAGUAACCAAAUGGUUGCUAGAUCGAAUCCCUGAGUCGGCAAGUGAAAAAUCUGUGUUUUUGGCCCUGAGUAGGGCAGUCAAGCCAAAUUCUUCCCAGAUUGUUCUGCAAAUGUCUUCAGUCAGUGUACCAUCUGGCAAAAUCAAAGUUAGAAACAGAAAGCCGUAACUGCAGCAUCGCUGUGUUUCUGUGUAUAGGACAAUCAACCUCCAAGGGCUGUAAGAUGUUAAGGGGGGGCCAUCUGAAAGUUUUGGAUCUCAAUGCUUUUGGAUGUCAACACAGAAUUCACCCAGCCCGCACACCACUAGGUCAGAUCAGCUUUGCCUUGUCUUUUCAAGUCGUUUUUCUAAAAUCCACAUUUUGAUACGAAGUGUUUAUUCUAAUGACAAGCUAAUCUAAUCAUCCGGAGCCCUUCAUCCAGAGCUCUUCGAGUAGUGGAGACACACAUGCUGUCUGUUUUAGCUACAGGUAGUCUGGGAAAUCAAAGUCACUGUCCUGGCAUUGCCAGCAGCAUCUGAGAGGAGCCGACAUCUUCCAGAAUCUCAUGAGGUUUAGUGUUGACUCUACUUCUCCCAUUGCCAGGUGCGUGCAGUGAUUAACAUUGCUAGAACCAAUCAGAAGGCGUGUAUGAGUGUCCAAUAACGUACAUGGAGAUCAUACAACGUAACCAAAAUAAUAUUUUACAAAACAACACACACACCACUCUCCUGGCGACUGGAUGGAAUUCGUUACUCAAACCUGAACUACAACAGAAAAGUAUUGGACACGGCUGAGCUGGGGACACCGCAGCAGGUUACAGCUAUCUGGGUUCUCAACAACGACAAAGCAAGCAUUGGGAAACUUUAAAAACCACCGCAAUAAUGAAACACCAGGCAGGGACAUUUCUCCAUGGACCAAACCCAGACCACUGACCGCUCUUCUCCACUGACCAAACACAGACCACUGACCGCUCUUCUCCACAGACCAAUCACAGACCACUGACCACUCUUCUCCACAGACCAAACACAGACCGCGGUCUGCUCUUCUCCACGGAUAAACACAGAUCACUCACCAUUGUUCUCCAUGGACUAAACAAAGACCACACUGACCGCUCUUCUCCACUGACCAAACAAAGACCACUGACCGCUCUUCUCCACUGACCAAACAAAGACCACUGACUGCUCUACUCUUGCUGGAUUUGGUGCCGGGAACAUUAGGCAUCAGGAUCAGGGAACACUAUCUACACACAGGCACAUACACACACAUUGUGAAGGACCCUUUCUUACCAACCCUGGAUAACAAACAAUACUUCUUUCUACUGAGUGUGUUACUCUUCACUGGUUUUCAUACUCUUUUUAUAGUAUAGCGCGUUUCAUGAGACAAACCAACCUUGACUGUGAACACCCAAGCUUCUCAGUGGACCUUUGUUUUUGUUUGAUUUCUAUAAAAGGGGGAAUGGGUGCCAGAAGCCCCCCACCCCCCCCCCUACCCCACCCCACUCCGCUCCACCUAAUCCUAUUCAGGAGUACACCUCACCCUUAUCUGAUUCAGGAGUAAACCGAACCCCUCCCCAAAUCAUGGACAUGCACUCUUCUUCUCUUGCCUUUCUGGUGAUCACUGUAAUCAUCUAAAUCACAGAGAGUUACAGGCUUGUUGACAAUGUCACCUAAUGUAGCAUGACAUGGCUCCUACGCCUGUUUGUCACUGACCUUUCCCAAGGGAUCUUUCCAUUCACUUUAUCUACUAACCUGAGGUGGUGAAAACUA
This is a messenger RNA of Esox lucius (northern pike), 4257 nucleotides long. It is a transcript of the gene amer2, whose product is annotated as APC membrane recruitment protein 2. Gene Ontology annotation, cellular component: plasma membrane. Gene Ontology annotation, molecular function: beta-catenin binding; phosphatidylinositol-4,5-bisphosphate binding. Gene Ontology annotation, biological process: regulation of canonical Wnt signaling pathway. Lineage: Eukaryota; Metazoa; Chordata; Actinopteri; Esociformes; Esocidae. The coding region runs from base 210 to 2264 and encodes 684 amino acids. The transcript has a single exon. The record is from RefSeq and is a predicted model, not a curated record.